Molecule: messenger RNA, 1039 nt
Organism: Cephus cinctus (wheat stem sawfly)
Lineage: Eukaryota; Metazoa; Arthropoda; Insecta; Hymenoptera; Cephidae
Product: circadian clock-controlled protein
Exons: 3
Coding region: 210-944 (244 amino acids)
Source: RefSeq, a predicted model, not a curated record
UGACACAAUGAUACCGACAACAAUGGUUUCACCAGUCCAAGAAGGGUGGGGAUGUCUAUAAGGUCCUCGUACCGGCUUCAUUUUACCCAUUUCCAAGCAGACCAUCCUGAACUAUUUAUUCCCGACUUGCGAUCCGUUGCUAGAAGAGUUCCAAAUUUCUAUUUGGCCAAUCGAAGAAAGUACCGGUUGACAUAUUUACGUCUGUGAAAAUGAUUCUCCCAAUUGUUGCAAUUCUGAGUAUCGCCGGUGCCGUCACGGCUGUUGAUCUACCGGAAUUUCUGCACGUCUGCAAGAGGAAGGAUCCUCAAGUAGAAGCGUGCAUGACGCAAAGCGUCGAAUAUCUGCGACCGUAUUUAAUGAAGGGCGUCCCCGAGUGCAACAUCCCUGCCUUGGAACCGCUCUUGCUGAAGGAAUUGGUGGCAACCGAAGGAACCGGUAUAAGGAUAACAGCAAACGACGUCCAUGCCUAUGGCGCAAGCAACUUCAACGUCAGGCGAUUGAAAAUUGACCUGAACCUACUGCGCUUCGAGGUUGAUGUUGAUCUACCACAUUUAUUCAUCGAUGGACAGUAUCAAGUCGAUGGAAGGGUUCUUCUUUUACCAAUCCGUGGAUCUGGACCGAUGAAAGGCAACUUUACUGGAUGUACCGGAGCAGUAAAACUUCAGGGUGAAAUUCUUAAAGGAGAUGACGGAGAGGAGCAUCUUCAUUUCUCUGAUUUCCGCAUGAAGAUCUCAAUUGGAAAGGGGAAUCUACUUCUGGAGAAUCUAUUCGGUGGUGAACGCACUCUUGGUGAUAUUGUUAAUUCUGCGAUUAACAGCAAUUUUGAUGCCUUCAUUCGUGAACUUCAACCCCUCAUUGAGAAAGCUUUGUCCGAAGCUUUUCUUGAAAUAGCAAACAACAUUGUAGGACCGUUCACAUAUCAGCAACUGUUCCCUGACGAUUAGAUUCUCGUUCCUCUUUUCUCUUGUGGUUCUUUUUAUUAGAUAUCUAGAUUUACUUUGUCACUAUCUCUAAGAAUAAUAAAAGAUACAAAAUAAUA